UUCUUGAAGACUUUCUUAAAAUUAAUUUUUUUUUCUUUCUUUUAAAGCGAUAAUUUUGAUCAAGUCAUGUCAAGACGAUAUCGUACAAGUUUAACAUCAAUCAGUCGUAUCGAUAAAAAUGAUGGUAACGAUGAUUAUGAUGAUAAUGUUGAUGAUUAUCGAUAUCAAGAUGAUCAACAUAAUCAUCAACAAUUUUCACGAAACGAUGAGUUUUUGCAAUCAUUUCAUAAUCAAUUAAAACGUUUGACCGAUCAGAUGGCUCAGAUGACCGAACAAAUGCAGAAUAUGACCGAUACGAUUAAUUCAAUGACAUUAUCAUUACAAUAUUUAACUUGUAAUUUUAGUUUAUUCAUGAAUGGUUCAUCACCAUCAAGAUUAAAUAGUACAACAAUUUUGAUUGAUGAUGAUACAACUAGUCGUUCAUUUGGUGGUGGUGGUGGUGGUGGUGGUAGUAAUUUUAUGCAUACAUUUAACCAUAAUGGUAAUAAUAAUGUUAUGAAUUCAAUGAUAAAUCGUAAUGCAUCAAUCGAACAAAUACGUCAAAGAUCACCAUCGAAUGAUGAACAUGAAUCCAUUCGUAUAGAAAGACAACGUUCAUUUGUUGUUUCGGAUAAUGAUGAAGAAGAUAUUUUCGAAGAAAAAUCAUUGGAUCGAAGUAAUUAUCGAUUUUUUCGUAAUAAACGAAAUGAUGAAAUGGCUAAAAAACCUACACCAAUGAAACAAACACAAAAAGAAUUGUCCAUUUCAAUGGCUGAUAAAAUUGUUGUGGUCGAUCAUCCUAAAAUUAAUAAAGUUUCCGAAGUUAAAAAACCAAAUAAAAGACAAACAAAACAACAAAAACAACCAACAGUUUCAACAAUAGCCAAUCAAGCGAACAAUGAUGAUCCAUAUGAAUUUCCACCCACUAAUACAAAGGAAAAAAAUCGUCGAGGAAAAUCCAAAACUACUAAAGUAAAAAAAUCUGUGAAAAAACGGUCAUAAUCAUUUUAUAGUUG
Messenger RNA from Dermatophagoides pteronyssinus (European house dust mite), 995 nucleotides. RefSeq lists its product as uncharacterized. Lineage: Eukaryota; Metazoa; Arthropoda; Arachnida; Sarcoptiformes; Pyroglyphidae. The record is from RefSeq and is a predicted model, not a curated record.